Messenger RNA from Leptosia nina, 1632 nucleotides. The record is from the annotation of a GenBank genome assembly. NCBI's taxonomy places the organism in Eukaryota, Metazoa, Arthropoda, Insecta, Lepidoptera, Pieridae.
AUGGAGACGCAGGUUGUUGGAUUGACUGGAUUGGAACUCCAACAAGUGGGAGAAGUACACUCGGGACCAGGAGCUAAGUGGGCAUUAGGUGCACUGCCGGCAUUAUUAGGUGGUCAACUACCCCGUUUAUCUUCUGACCAGUCUGAUUGUGUUUCACGUGCGAAAAAAUAUGCAAUGGAACAGAGCAUUAAGAUGGUGCUGAUGAAGCAGACACUUGCACACCAGCAACAGCAGAUGGCUUCACAACGCACUCAAGUUCAGCGCCAGCAGGCUCUUGCACUUAUGUGCAGGGUGUAUGUGGGCUCUAUCUCAUUUGAACUCAAGGAGGAUACUAUUCGGCAAGCUUUUUUGCCAUUUGGCCCUAUCAAGUCUAUCAAUAUGUCAUGGGACCCAGUGACACAGAAACACAAGGGCUUUGCAUUUGUUGAGUAUGAAAUUCCUGAAGCUGCUCAACUGAGCCUGGAACAAAUGAAUGGUGUUAUGCUCGGUGGAAGAAAUAUAAAGGUAGUUGGUCGGCCUUCAAACAUGCCCCAGGCACAAGCAGUGAUUGAUGAGAUUCAGGAAGAGGCAAAACAAUAUAAUCGUAUCUAUGUGGCAUCUGUUCACCCAGAACUCACUGAGGAUGAUAUUAAAAAUGUUUUUGAGGCAUUUGGUCCCAUCACUUAUUGCAAGCUAGCAUAUGGUGCUUCUGCACACAAGCACAAAGGAUAUGGAUUCAUUGAAUAUGCAUCAUUGGCUGGAGCUCUUGAGGCUAUUGCAUCUAUGAAUUUAUUUGAUUUAGGGGGACAGUAUCUGCGCGUUGGCCGCGCUAUUACCCCUCCUAAUGCUCUCCUCGGUCCCCCUGCUGCCUGUGCGAUGCCCACAGCUGCCGCUGUGGCUGCUGCAGCUGCGACCGCUAAGAUUCAAGCUAUGGAUGCCGUUGCCAGUAAUGCGGUGGCUCUUGGUCUUACUAAGCUUAAUGCCCUGGGUGUAUCACCCGCCGCAGCAUUGCCAACUCUCGCUGCUGCGCUUCCUGUGACUAUGCCCGUUACUCUUCCGGUUUCGUUGCCCGCUGCGCUGCCGCCGCCCGUCACUUCUGCGGUCAUUCCACCGCCAGGCGUCGUCAUUCCACCCGCGCCGGCACGGCCCGCUAUUAGUGAAGAGAGCAGUAUGGGUAUAUCGGGCAAUGCAACGGACGAGAGUGGGUCAAACGGAGCCGGCGCACAGGCGGCGUUACAACGGAAGCUAUUGGAUAGUUCACCGGAUACGCUGCAGCAGCAAGAGUCUCUCUCGAUAUCAGGACAGUCUGCGAGACAUCUUGUCAUGCAGAGACUUAUGAGACGGCGCGCUUCUCGGACGGUAUUGCUACGGAACAUGGUGUCGCCCAGGGACGUCGACGAAGCCCUCCACCACGAGAUCCGAGACGAAUGUGGGAAGUGGGGACGAGUUCAGCGCGUCGUGAUAUACAACGAGAGGCAAAGUGAACACGACGAUCCGUUGCAAGCGCAUGUCAAGAUCUUCGUUGAGUUCGCGGAGCCGGAUGAGGCAAGUGCAGCGGCAUCCGCCUUGGAGGGACGUUACUUUGGUGGGCGUACUGUUCGGGCGGCGCUCUACGACCAAGACCUAUUUGACCACGGCGACCUUUCCGCUUGA